Drosophila montana is the source of this 994-nucleotide messenger RNA. It is a transcript of the gene Cpr67Fb, whose product is annotated as Cuticular protein 67Fb. Gene Ontology annotation, molecular function: structural constituent of chitin-based larval cuticle. The transcript has 3 exons. Gene Ontology annotation, cellular component: chitin-based extracellular matrix. The coding region runs from base 391 to 762 and encodes 123 amino acids. NCBI's taxonomy places the organism in Eukaryota, Metazoa, Arthropoda, Insecta, Diptera, Drosophilidae. The record is from RefSeq and is a predicted model, not a curated record.
ACUGACAGAUGCUCGGAAAUUUAACAGAAAGUCUGUGUACUGUUUUUUGCCUUAAGUUUUAUUUUUAAUGAAAACGUAGCGAAAUCUAAUACAUAGGCUUUAUGUCUGAUGUGCGCUAGGGAGACCUUGAAUUUUCUUUGAUUGUUAUGACGUAAUUAGCGCGUCUGACCCUCUGCUUCUGCCUCAGGCACGACCACGACCGACGUCGUACUAAUCGCUGCUUCGUUUAUUCAUCGUAUUGACAUUUUCAGCAGCCUUUAUUUAGGUGUAGGUCACCGUUCCAGCUAAGGCUGAUAUAAAAGUCUCGUCUAUUUGAUUUCGACACCAGUAUCACCUGCAGUAGCCAUCUGUGCAGUACGAAUAGCCUGAGCUUACCAAAUCACAAAGAAAAUGUACAAAGCCAGUCUUAUCCUUGCGGCCCUAUGCCUUAUCGCCAGCAGCGGUGCAGUCGACGAGUCGGAUGCCGUUAUCACCAAGUAUAGAUCUGAGAUCAAUGAGGAUGGCAGUUAUAGCUACGAAUAUGGGACUUCAAACAACAUUCAGGCCGCCGAGAGUGGAGUGGGAAGUGCCUAUGCUACAGGAUCCGUACAAUACACAGCUCCCGAUGGACAACCUAUAAAUCUCGAGUACACAGCUGACGAGAAUGGUUAUCAACCAAAAGGCGAUCAUUUGCCAACACCUCCUCCAACUCCAGAUUACAUCUUGAGGGCAUUGGCAUACAUCCAGGAACAUCCUUUCACAAGAGUUCAGCUCAAGAAAUAAGAUAAUGUAGUAUAACGCAUCACCAUGCUUAGAUUAAGCUAGUAAAUGAUAAAUAUUUUUUAAUUUCGUUAGUUAUUCGUUUUACUAUAAUCUCUUCUGUUUUUUUGUUUGUAUAUAUACCAGAAGCGGAUAUCGAUUAGACCGUUUCCUAGGGUGUAUUUGGGAUUCUGGCAACUUCUUUCACUUGGGAGCAAGGUUUUUCUUGAUAUAAAUCAAAUUUGUUAUAAAACUA